Eufriesea mexicana is the source of this 2094-nucleotide messenger RNA. It is a transcript of the gene Coq8, whose product is annotated as ubiquinone biosynthesis protein COQ8, mitochondrial. The transcript has 10 exons. The record is from RefSeq and is a predicted model, not a curated record. Gene Ontology annotation, biological process: ubiquinone biosynthetic process. Bases 82 to 2094 code for a protein of 670 amino acids. NCBI's taxonomy places the organism in Eukaryota, Metazoa, Arthropoda, Insecta, Hymenoptera, Apidae.
UAAAAUUAAUGUUCUUUCUUCAUUUUCGAUCUCAAUAAUUAGAAUAUAGAAGUCAGUUUAUAGGUAAAUUGUAUUACAGAAAUGUCUCAACAUAGAAUGUCUGAUGUCAUUGGUAUACUUAGAGGAGCUAAAGUAGUGACUGAUGCUGUGACUAAACAUCAAGAAGAGACAAUUAAACAUUUAAUACAAACUUCAAGUUUAAAAACUACUGCACAAAAAUGUCUAACAGAUAAUUUGAAAACAUUGAAUAAUAUAGAACCAAAUAAAGUUCCUGUUCAAAUAAUAGAAGAAUUUAAAGAAGUGGCAGAACGAAUAAAUGUUAUUGAAAAGGGUAUAAUAGAAUACAUAAAAUUAAAAACUAAGACAGCUGUGGGAAUACCACCAAAUGUAGAUAAACCUAUAAAAUCUAGUAAAACUAAGUUAUAUGUUUAUAAUCCCGCUAAAGAUCCAAAAGAAAUAACAACAGACAUGGAUAUUUCAAAUGUAAAAUCUGUAAAAGAAAAAAUUGAAACAAUUUCCAAACUUGAAAGUGAAGUACCUAAAAUUGUACUUUCAGAGAAAGACAAAGCAAUUUUAAAAAAAUUAGAAUUAGAACACGAAAGAAACAUAAAGAAUCUGAAUAUAAAACAAAAUAUACAAAAUGUACCAAGAACUAAUAGUGAAGUAUUAGAAACUACAGUAAUGGAAAAUACAAAAGUAACAUCAGACAUUUCUCAUGUUAAACCUAAACCAUCUGUUAGACCAAAACAAACUCUUUCACCUAAUGCGAAAGCUCAGAAAGUUCCAGCUACAAGAUUACAAAGAAUGGUGAGCUUUGGAACAUUAGGAGUUGGUCUUGGUGUUGGUACAAUUGCAGAAUAUACACGAAGGACACUUGGAUUAAAAAAACAAAGUCUUGGAGAUACAUUUGAUAGUUUGUUUCUUACUAAAGCAAAUGCAGAAAGAAUAGUUUCUACCUUGUGUAAAGUAAGAGGUGCAGCUUUAAAAAUUGGACAAAUUUUAAGUAUACAAGAUGAAACCAUUAUGAACCCUGAAUUACAGAAAGUAUUUGAACGAGUCAGACAAAGUGCUGAUUUCAUGCCAAUGUGGCAAGUUGAGAAAGUACUAGUUGGAGAACUUGGACAUGAUUGGAGAAAUAAAUUAGCUACCUUUGAAGAUAGACCAUUUGCUGCAGCUUCUAUUGGCCAAGUUCAUCAUGGUACCUUGCUAAAUGGACAAGAUGUUGCAAUUAAAAUUCAAUAUCCUGGUGUAGCUAUGGGUAUUGAAAGUGAUGUUGAAAACUUAGUAGGCAUAAUGAAGGUUUGGAACAUUUUCCCAAAAGGUAUGUUUAUAGACAAUUUGGUAGAAGUGGCAAAACGUGAACUUGCAUGGGAAGUAGAUUAUGUUAGAGAAGCCGAAUGUACAAGAAAAUACAAACAACUUAUAGAGUCUUACUCAGAUUAUUAUGUUCCUGCUGUAAUAGAUGAACUAUCAACAAAGCAAAUUUUUACAACUGAAAUGGUAGAAGGAAUUCCAGUAGAUAAAUGUAUUAAUUUGGAUAUGGAAACAAAAGAACAUAUCUGCAAAUUAAUCAUGAAUUUGUGCCUUAAAGAACUAUUUGUUUUUCGAUACAUGCAAACUGAUCCAAAUUGGUCUAAUUUCUUUUAUAAUACUAAGACAAGACAAUUAAUAUUGCUAGAUUUUGGUGCAUGUAGAGGAUAUGAAAAGUCAUUCAUGGAUAAAUAUAUUGAAAUAAUUUAUGCUGCAAGUGAAGGUGAUCGUAAAAAAAUUUUAAAUUUGUCCAGAGAAAUAGGAUUUCUUACAGGAUAUGAAUCUAAACUUAUGGAAGAGGCUCAUGUAGAUGCUGUAAUGGUUUUAGGUCAAACAUUUGAUAAAAAUUGUGAAUACUAUGACUUUGGUAAACAAGGUGUAAUUAAACAACUCCAAUCAUUAAUGCCAACAAUAUUAGAUCAUAGGCUCUGUCCUCCACCUGAAGAAAUAUAUAGUUUACAUAGAAAAUUAUCGGGAGCUUUUUUACUAUGUGCUAAACUUAAGGUUAAAAUAAAUUGUCGCGAUAUGUUUCGCGAAGUUUAUGCGAAUUAUAAAUUUGGAUAG